Molecule: messenger RNA, 3247 nt
Organism: Protopterus annectens (West African lungfish)
Lineage: Eukaryota; Metazoa; Chordata; Ceratodontiformes; Protopteridae
Gene: NR4A2
Product: nuclear receptor subfamily 4 group A member 2
Exons: 8
Coding region: 313-2112 (599 amino acids)
Biological process (GO): cellular response to corticotropin-releasing hormone stimulus; regulation of transcription by RNA polymerase II; central nervous system neuron differentiation
Cellular component (GO): transcription regulator complex; nucleus
Molecular function (GO): nuclear glucocorticoid receptor binding; nuclear receptor activity; zinc ion binding
Source: RefSeq, a predicted model, not a curated record
CUCACAUAAACAAAGGCACAUUGGAAGGAAGGGCAGUCUAGGCUAUCUGCUGGCUGGUGUACAUGCUGCUAGUGUACACUCCGUUCUGACUGUAAUCACCUAGCAAACAGACACUUCCUUGUUGAGUUACACCAAUAAAGGAGAUGCACCAGAUUCGCUUGAAUAGAAAGGGGCGCAGUUAAGCAAGAGACGUGCGAAACUAUUCCAGUGGACGUCCGCAAAUUGUUCUUCUUGUCUCCUGCGUUUUAAUAGAGAAUCCCGACACUGUCCACGUUUAGUUUCAUCGAACACCAAAGUGACACGGCUGAAGACAUGCCCUGUGUUCAGGCGCAGUAUGGGUCAUCGCCUCAAGGAGCCAGCCCUGCUUCCCAGAGCUACACUUACCAUUCUUCAGGAGAAUACAGUUCUGACUUUCUAACUCCAGAGUUUGUGAAGUUUAGUAUGGACCUUACCAACACUGAAAUAGCAGCAACCACAUCUCUUCCCAGCUUUAGUACGUUUAUGGACAGCUACAGCACCAGUUACGACGUCAAACCCCCUUGCUUGUACCAAAUGCCCCUGUCUGCUCAACAGUCCUCUAUAAAAGUUGAAGACAUUCAGAUGCAUGGUUAUCACCAGCAGAGCCACUUGUCGCCACAAUCUGAUGACAUGAUGCCACAUUCGGGCUCUGUGUACUACAAACCAUCUUCACCUCCUACACCUACAACUCCAGGUUUCCAGGUGCAACAUAGCUCAAUAUGGGAUGACCCUGGUUCUCUUCACAACUUUCAUCAAAACUAUGUAGCCACCACGCACAUGAUAGACCAACGCAAAGCUCCAGUAUCGCGGCUGUCAUUAUUUUCCUUCAAGCAAUCACCUCCAGGUACUCCAGUGUCCAGUUGCCAGAUGAGAUUUGAUGGCCCUCUGCAUGUCACCAUGAGUCACGAGUCAUCGGGAUCUCACCAUGUGGUGGACGGUCAGCCCUUUGCUUUGCCUAAUGCAGUUAGAAAACAGGCAUCAGUCGGUUUUCCACAUGGACUCCAACUCGGCCAUGGUUCGCAGCUCAUGGACAAUCAAGUGCCCUCUCCUCCAUCUAGAGGGUCUCCAUCCAAUGAGGGUCUUUGUGCAGUGUGUGGGGACAAUGCAGCUUGUCAACAUUAUGGGGUGCGCACAUGUGAAGGGUGCAAAGGAUUUUUUAAGCGCACAGUCCAAAAGAAUGCUAAAUAUGUGUGCUUAGCAAACAAAAACUGUCCGGUGGACAAACGCCGCCGAAAUAGAUGUCAGUACUGUCGUUUCCAGAAGUGCUUGGUCGUUGGCAUGGUCAAAGAAGUUGUGCGCACCGACAGUCUGAAGGGUCGCAGAGGUCGAUUACCGUCCAAACCUAAGAGUCCGCAAGAAGCUUCUCCUCCCGCAACCCCCGUAAGCCUGAUAAGUGCUUUGGUGAGGGCUCAUGUGGAUUCCAACCCAUCAAUGACUAACCUGGAUUACUCCAUGUUCCACGCCAACCCGGACUUUCAGAUGAGUGCCAGUGACACCCAACAUAUCCAGCAGUUCUAUGAUCUUUUAACUGGAUCUAUGGAGAUCAUCAGGGGGUGGGCAGAAAAGAUUCCGGGUUUCCUCGAUCUGACAAAGCAGGACCAAGACCUUUUGUUCGAAUCCGCUUUCCUUGAACUAUUUGUCCUUCGACUGGCAUACAGGUCUAACAUAGCAGAGGGCAAGCUUAUUUUUUGUAAUGGUGCAGUGUUGCACAGACUGCAGUGUGUUCGUGGAUUCGGCGAGUGGAUUGACUCCAUUGUGGAAUUCUCUUCAAAUCUGCAGAACAUGAAUGUUGAUAUUUCAGCAUUUUCUUGCAUUGCUACCCUUGCUAUGGUAACAGAGAGACACGGACUAAAAGAACCAAAGCGAGUGGAAGACCUUCAAAACAAGAUCAUAAACUGCCUCAAAGACCAUGUGGCUUUUAACAGUGGGGGCUUGAACCGUCCCAACUAUUUGUCAAAACUUUUGGGGAAGCUUCCCGAACUUCGUACGCUUUGCACGCAAGGGCUGCAGCGUAUUUUUUAUCUGAAGCUGGAGGACUUGGUUCCACCCCCUGCCAUAAUUGACAAACUAUUUUUGGACACGUUACCAUUUUAAUGGACAAGAGUCUUUUAAUGUGAACUGUGGGAGUUGAUCAUCCCUGAAAAAGUUACAAAGUGUGCGCAAAAAGAGCGCCGUUUCUAAACCAAUCCACGGACACUGCGCUUGGCAGAAUGUUAAAGUGACAUCAAACAAGUGACCGGGUUUAGAAAUGGACUACAUGAACACUGGCAGCCUUUGGACCUGUUGAGUGACCUCGGUAAAGAUGUGGGACGAUGUCUACUAGGAAAAGUGCCAGCGCCAAUUGAAAAACAGUGCUCUUUGCAAAAAUGGAGUUGGAUAAGUCCUUUCUGUAUUCUUAAUACCUGCUGUAAAAUAACCAUGUACAUUAAAUUAAAUACUUCACUGCUAUACAUAAUACAAUAUAAAUGUGUAUAUAAAAAGAUAUAUUUAUUUCAGGUGUUGCAUUAAUGGCAUCGAUUAAGGGAUGCAACAAAGUCUUGUAAAUGAAAACACACUUCUGAAUUUUUAAUAAAUGCGCGCCUGAUCGGCUAUAGAUUCAUAAUCAAAGAGUUUGCAGCAAAGAAAGCAUGUUGUAGGUUUUUAAAAUGUUAUAGACAUUUGCUGUUUCAGUAAUGUCUAUAUUAUAUAAAUAAUAUUUCAGACACUAUGUAGUCUGUUAGCUUUUAUAAAGAUUGGUAGCAUUUAAGCUUAACACAUUUUCAAAUGUAAAUAUGUAAAAAAAAAUAUUUACAAAUCGUUAUCUUUAAAGGGACACACCUAGUGUUUGUAGGGCCGUUCAGCAUUCCUUGUUUGUAUGUGUUGUACGUACUGUUGACCCUGAUAAAACAAUUUAUAUCUUCAUUAUUUUGUUGUCCGAAUAAUCGAACUUUGCAUGUACCAGCUUUUGACUGUUUCCAGAGUUCUGAUACAUAAUUCCAUUGAAAUUACUGAGCACUUUGAUUUUUAAUAUUUAAAAAAGUUGACAGUUUAAUAUAUUUCAUGUAUGAGUGGAGUUUUUUAUAUUGCCAUAUUCUGUAGAAUUUACUUUGUAUAUUUAAGUAUGCUGGCACAGUAUGAGUAACUGCCUUUUUAUAGUGUAUCUGACAUAUAGGAACGCAGAAAGUAUGUUUUCUGAAGAUUCUUUGAGAAAGAACUAUUUAAUGUUUACAAAUAAAGUUAAUAAUGACCA